ACGUUAUGGGAUGGAUGGAGACACUCAAGCUCGCCAAGGCCAACUAGCUAGCUACUCGUCCCCUUCCUUUUGCGCCUUCUUGAGGCGCUUCCUCCUCUUAUCUCCCACCGCCUUGUGCCGUCUGUUGCCCUUGCCCUUCCUCUUGUGUCGCGCCAGCCUGGCCUCUAGCUCCUCCAACUUGUCAUACUGACGGUCCGCCUCGUCCAGAUGGCGGCGGCCCUCCUCCUCACGCCGCAGCCUCUUCUUCUUGCACUCAUCGCCAGACCCUGAAAUAAAUAGGCAUUCUCAACACACAUACGCAGACGAAUGCGAUUCGCGAAUGUCUGCCAUCUCUGCCCUGCCGAAUGCACCUUCCUCAGACGACAUGAUUUCGUCCUCCACGACGAAUCCCUGCUGCCCCCUGUCCACCUCCCGAGCCGCCGCGUCGGCCUCCUGGUACAGACGCUCCUCGUCGACGAAGGCCCCGCCAUUGUCAUUGUCCAGCUGACUCUCGUCCACGUGAGCCUUGGCGGCCUUCUGCUUGGGCGCUGGUGGUGGGGGCGCCUUGAUGUGCUCGCGAAGGCCGUCCAGCGCCUUGGUCGGGUCGGGCUCACUGCCUGACGACUCCUCCGAGUCCUCCCACUCCAUCUCCUCAUCAUCGUCAUUGUCACGCUGAGGGGGCUGGUCCUCAGCCGACGGGCGGUCCCUGCCUUGUGGGUGGGGUCUCUGACGUCGCUUGCGUCUCCGUUGGUUGAGUGCUGGGUCAGGUUUGUCGAGCCAGGGGUUCUUGUGGCAGAGACGGUCGAGGGCGUCGUCUUGGAAGUCAUGCUCGUCCAUCUCCCGGCGUGGCACUUGGAUGCGCCGGCCCUCCUGACGGCGCUGCAGCCUCCUCCGCAGGGCAGCCUCGCCCCAACCUGGUGAAUGAAGACAAGAUACAGAUGGAUGGAUGGAUGGCUGGAUGGAUGUCUCUGUGUGCGUGUGUGUGUGUUACCCUCAUCGCUGGAUGGGUCAGGUUCCGAGUCCGACGGCCGAUCCUCCUCACCCUCAUCACGGUCGCCAUCGUCUUCAUGUAGUGCUGUGGCCGGCCUGCUCUCCUCUCGCGGCCGCGGAGGCCCUGCAGCAGGCUGAGCACCAUUGGCAGCCACGGCCUGAACACAUGUAUGUAUGAGUAACCAUGCCGACUGGGGGAAUGGCUGUCUGCCAGUAGAGGUGAGUCAGUCGGUGGGGCAUGUAUCAAUAAACCACCUGCGUGUUGUUGAUGUGGAACACCUUCCGCCAGUUGAUCUUGUCGCCAGACGUGCUGUUGUUGGCGACGAGGUCCUCAUACGACAGGGGAAGCACCAUGACAGGCGACUCACCGGACGGCAAGAAGGGCGAUUGCCGCCCAUAGCGCGCCAUGGCAGCAGCGCGGAAGCGACGGUAGGGCGAAGACGCGUCAGGGGCGGCGCCGGCCACACAAUCCAGCAAACCGUCAACCUCCUGACGCCUGAGCGAAUGUUCGGCAGGCAGCAGAGGGAAGACUGAGUGACGGACAACCUUCUCUCCUGCCUCCUCACCUCUCCUCGUCCGUCCCCUCUCCCGUGGCGAAACUCUCCACAAGCUCCUCUACGAUGUCCGGGGGCAGGCCGUCGGUGUGUCUGGAAGCCUGUCUGCCGGAUGAUUUGGUUGCCGAGGCUGGCAGGGUGGUGUUGGGGGGACCGUGGCUCGCCCGCUGGGUCUCAUACUGUGAGUGGGUGAGGGGACGCUCGCUUUGGGCCUCCAACACGCGGAUAUACCUGGUGAAGACCGCCUCAUGCAAACGCCCCACCGACACGCUGUCCUGUUGGGCAAACAGGGUUGAGCAAGAGAGAGCAAGUGAAAUGACCAGGUGGCAUUCACUGUGUGACCUCGCCAGAUCCCUGACCUCUUCCUGCCGGUACUCGGGGACCAUGUUGAAGCCCUCGCCGGUCCCCUGCUGCUUGGACGCCGUGGAAAGCGCCUUGGAUGCGCGGCAGAGGGUCCUCAUGGACCUGACGAAUGAAUCGAUAGGGAGAGCAUGUCAAUUGUCGGUCAAUUCGUCGGUCGAGAUGCUUACUCCUUGAGGGCGUCAUUGUUGAGAGCAUGGAGCCCGCCCGCUCUCGCCUCUGCAUACAACACACUGCGAUACUCCUCACGAGCUGACAAUUAAGGCAACAACACAACAACGGAGAGCGCAUGUAUGUCUGCAGUCGUACAUAUGUCUUGUGCGUAUCUGAUUUCCCACGUACGUACGUGUCAUCCACGGUGGGAGGUGGCCGCGGAAGGGACUGUUGCGCAUCCGUUUGAGCAGCUCGAUCUGCUUGCUGGCUGCAAGGGCCGCCCACCCGACGCGCCACAACAGGUGAUGAAGACACGAUGCAACCAAACAAUGCUGGACGAGGGGAGGGAGGGAGUGACACAAACCUCGGGAUCCCAGUGACCGAGCGUGUGUCUUCGUCCCCCCAUUUGUGUAUACCUGAAUGAACUCUUGUGUGGUUUGUUGCGUCGGCACGCCAGCUGCAGGCUGGCCAUCGGAGGGCUGCAGUGGGCUCAAGGUCUUCAUGCCGGCCUCCACGUCCUCUAGCACCUCGGUCAGAAUGGCGUACGACAGGCUACUCUCGCAUAUCUGGGAUGGAAGACAACACAAACACAGCCAGUCCUGAUGGGUCAUUCCAUUCCCUGGCCGUGUUCAAUCUUGGCGUCAUCUAUCUCAUCUGACCAUGAGGCGGAUCGCUAUGGCAUGGAAGGGCUGCUUCAAGUAUGAGGGAGAGGGGGUCACACGGCUAUCAAACAGCAACGGCUGCACAGACAAGCAACGGAAGAUCGCCCUGUGCCAUCUCUAUUUUUUGUCCGUGCUCACCCGCAGCCCGUGUGUGCAUUCGCGCAGGCGUUGGACGCUCUUGGCGAGUUUGUCGUACCCCUCCAGGGCCUUCCGCAGCCACUCCCUCAGCGGGUCAGUCGGCCCCUGUCUAUCGGGCAGCAGCUCCCCCAGCAACUCCAACACCCCCGACGCCAGCGCACCCGCGCGGUAGUACAUGGUCUCCUGUCUGUGGUCGCUCUCCUCGCCGCGCGGGAUGCCCAUCAGGCUGAAGUAGUCGUUGAGGAUGAGCACCUUGGCGUUGAUGAGCAGCGGCAGGUGGGUCGCCACGACCGGACGCAUCCUCUCGUAGAAGUAUCUCUGGCCGUCCGCCACAUCGCCGGAGCUCCUGUACUCGAGCACAUCGUCCAGAACCUUGAGCUCCUCCUCAAGUGGCUCUACGAUGCUCUGGCGCUCUUGUUUCUCGCUCUCGGCCCACUGGGGAGGCUUGACGAGCCUCUGCCGCUCCCCUACUCGCCGCCAAGUGUCGACAGUCGCCACCUUGGCCUCCGCCCUGCGCACCUCCUGAUGGGCCCGCCUCAGCAGCUUCUUGAGGUGGUGAAGUCCCGGCCCGGCCUUGCCGCGCUGCUGCUCCUCCCUGUCCUGCUCCUCACGAACCCUCCUGAUCUUGGCCUGGCACAGCCGCCCAGCCAUCUGGGCAGCCGCCAUGCCGUCCGCAAGAGAUACCACGUCGCCCUUCUUGUGAUAGUCGAGCAGCAGUGUCUCGAUGAGGGCGAUGUACAGCUCCAUCUUGCUGAGGAACUUGUCGACCUCGGCCUUGGUGAGGUUGCGGUCCUUGGACGCGGCGUCCAUGAAGGCGGUAGCGAGGCUGUCGACGAGCUUGUAGGGGUCGCCGUGGAGGGAGAUCUCAGCCAUCCUUUCGCCGUAGAUGGACACGUUUGCCUGCACAGCAAGCCGGGCCGUGAAUGCGAUGACGGCCACGAGGGUCUCCUGGACAUGUUGGAAGGCCGGAUGCCGUGCACUCAGUUGCCCUCGCAGCUUCUGUAUUGCCUCCACUGACUGGUGGCCGUAGAAGAGGGCGGUGGCGACGUCGCCAUCGUUGCGAAGCAGCACAGCGAGGCGCUGUGCGGCUCGGAUGGCAUGAAGGUCUUUAGAAAUCGCCGGCUCACACUCCAU
Molecule: messenger RNA, 3970 nt
Organism: Vitrella brassicaformis
Lineage: Eukaryota; Vitrellaceae
Source: the annotation of a GenBank genome assembly